AUGGAUGGAUGGAAUGAUGGGAAGAUAAAGGGAUGCCCGGAUACCUGGCCGCUCAGAUUUUCACCUCCUAUCCACGAGGAGGCGCAAAGAGACCGCGCGCCCGGGUUCAGCCUGGGAGACGCCGCUCUAGGCCGCAGCCCGCGCCCCAGAUGCAUUUCCGCCCGCGCCGGACGGACGCGGGAGGGGGUUUCCUGCGGCUGCAGCCGCCUUCCCGAGCGGUCCCGAACCGUUCCGAACCGUCCCGAACCCGAGAAGCCGCACCUUCUCGCGUGGUUCUCUCUGACCCCGCCGACGACAGUCCCGGCGCCCUGGGCCGUGCGGGCUCUGCGGCUCUCUUGGGAGCAGAUGGAGACUGUCCCUUGGACGGCUUUGCGGGCCGUGCCGCAGGCAGCAGCCCUUUCUGCCCUGCAGGACCCUGAUCCGCAGCUCCUGAUGCCGCCCUUGUGUGCAGGGGUGAGGCCUGCUGGGAGAGCUGCCUUGGAUCUGGAGAUUGCUGGAGGAAGCCAGAGGGCAUGGAGGCACUGGCCCUCUCAGGAUGAGAGGUCCCAGCUGCCCUGGAGAGAACUCCUCAUGAUUAUGUUGGGAUUGAUCGUGGACACUAGAGUGGUGUGAUGAAGAAUAAUGUUGCCAUGUGAAGCAUCACCAGACCUUACCCUGUUGCCUCAGCACAGCAUGGAAGGACUUUUCUCUCUGUGUGAGCAGGCCAGAGAGAAAGCCCUGGGACCCUGGAGGCUUGUGGCCCAGAGCUAGAGACUUCAGCUGGUUCUGCCGCUCCCCCAGCGGUGUCACCGAGCACCAUGAACCAGGAAGACUGGUUCCCUUCCACCUGGGUCACGUUGUCCAGCAGCCUCCACGUCUCCCCGCCUACUCCUCCCGUAACUUGUUAGAACCAAGAGUUUUCUGUACUGUGCAUCGUUGUCCUCUCACGCACCCAAUAAAUCUUGAA
Molecule: messenger RNA, 946 nt
Organism: Zalophus californianus (California sea lion)
Lineage: Eukaryota; Metazoa; Chordata; Mammalia; Carnivora; Otariidae
Exons: 4
Coding region: 1-612 (203 amino acids)
Source: RefSeq, a predicted model, not a curated record